AUGUCAGACGAAAAGACCGAGAAGGCCGUCGUCGAACAGUUUGAGAACGCCGAUAUUGAUCAAGGCGUCGCCACCGUUCCAGGCGAUGUUGACAUCAAGUCGGUGCAUUCUCAAGGCCACGCUGACAGUCUGACGUUGUCCGGUUUCCUCCGCUCAUGGAAGAAGCAGAACCUCGAUGGCUUCUACGCGGAGGCUCUGGCGAAGUACGGUCACGACGGUGCCAUCACUCCUGAGAUGGAGAAGCGCCUCGUACGUCGCCUCGACUGGAUCAUCCUGCCCAUGAUUUCUGUUUGUUACUUUUUCUACUACGUCGACAAGACCACGCUCUCUUACGCCGCGAUCUUUGGCUUCAAGAAGGACUUGUCCCUAAACGGUGACCAGUACUCCUGGCUUUCUUCGGUCUUCUACCUCGGCUGGCUAGUUUGGGCCCUUCCUGCCAACAUGCUCUUGCAGAAGGCACCACCAGCUUACUACCUCGGCAUCAACAUCUUCCUCUGGGGUGUACUCCUAAUGUGUCAGUCGGCCGCGAAGAACUUCACCGGCUUGAUGGUCUUGCGCUUCUUCAGCGGUGCAUUCGAGGCUGUCGCGGACCCUUGCUUCACUCUCAUGACGGCUAUGUUCUACACCCGCGAGGAGCAACCGUGGCGUAUCUCGAUCUGGUACGCCUUCAACGGUGUCGGUAUCGCUGGUGGUGGACUCCUGGGCUACGCUAUCGGUCAUAUCAAUGGCGCUCUUGCUUCGUGGCGCUACGAGUUCAUCAUCGUCGGCUGCCUGUGUGCGUUCUGGGGUCUCAUGUUGCUCGCUCUGCUCCCCAACUCUCCCGCCAGUGCACGCAUGUUCACGCGGGAAGAGCGUCUCAUGCUCGUCGCACGCCUUCGCAAGAACCAGACCGGUGUCGAGAACAGGACGUGGAAGUGGGACCAGGUCUGGGACACCGUCUCCGACCCGAUCUUCUACAUGUUCUUCGCGCUCGGGUUCAUCGCCAACAUCCCGAACGGUGGCAUCUCCAACUUCUCGACGAUCAUCAUCAAGGGCCUCAAGUUCAACACUCUCCAGACCUCACUUCUCACCAUCCCUCAAGGCGCAUUCACAGCCGGCUGGAUCAUCAUCGGCGCCGUGAUCAACCAAUACGCGCCCAAGAACUCUCGCACAUGGAUCUGUAUCGCGAUGAUGCUGCCCUCCGUCGGCGGAACGCUCGGCUUGCUCCUCGCACCUCAAGACGCGCGCAUCGGCCGACUCUUCGCGUACUACAUGACCGGCGCGCACUCAGGCCCCUUCGUCAUCGGCUUGUCACUGUGGUCUUCGAACGCCGCUGGUCAGACGAAGAAGAUGCUGCUGAGCGGUUCGACGUGGCUGGGUGUUGCCGUCGGCAACAUCGUCGGGCCAUUCUUCUUCAUCGACUCUCAAGCACCGUCGUAUGGCCUGGGAAUCGGAGCGAUCAUGGUCUGCAACAUCCUUGAGAUGAUCCUGUUCUACAUGUUCCGCCUUAUCUACGCACACCGGAAUAAGGUGCGCGAUAGGCGGCAGGCGGAGCAGGAUGCGCAGGGCUCGGUCCCUCACGAGAACGCUACGACGUUCAGCGACAUGACCGACAGGCAGAACCCCAACUUCCGAUACGUGUACUGA
Molecule: messenger RNA, 1626 nt
Organism: Peniophora sp. CBMAI 1063
Lineage: Eukaryota; Fungi; Basidiomycota; Agaricomycetes; Russulales; Peniophoraceae
Source: the annotation of a GenBank genome assembly